This is a messenger RNA of Triticum aestivum (bread wheat), 1764 nucleotides long. RefSeq lists its product as uncharacterized. The record is from RefSeq and is a predicted model, not a curated record. The transcript has 7 exons. Bases 542 to 1534 code for a protein of 330 amino acids. NCBI's taxonomy places the organism in Eukaryota, Viridiplantae, Streptophyta, Magnoliopsida, Poales, Poaceae.
CACAAUCCCGUCAGAAUUCGUCUCUCACGGUCUCACGUCUGUUCUCUAUUCGACUGCUUAAUUAGGUCGAGCCGCCUCCGCCGUCUUUGGGCCCUUCACCGGCGCCGCCCCCGGCCGCCGGCUCUCCUGGCCACUGCUGUUUUCGUUCUCCGAGUCUCCGACGUCUUCUCGCAACCACUACCGUCCUUGGAUUCUCGCGGCAGAUUCAUCCCCUCGCCCGCUCCUGUGAAUCUCCCGUGCUGUACAAGAGAUGGAGGAGGAAACUUCUGUGGCCGAUGAUGUGGGCCCUAGUUAUCCUGCAAACCUGCCAAUUACGGACAUUCUUGCUGAAUUUCGUGACAUCCCCUUCUACACGAAUAAAUGCAAGUAUCCCUGGGAGGAAGAUGAGGAGGAGAUUAAGGCGAAUGAGUACGAUGGAAUAGAUUAUAAUAAAAUGUCGGGCAAACCGUGGUCACCCAUGCCACAUACUAGAUCGAGAAAGGGAAGGAGGCGAAGAGGAAUCAAUGCUGCUGAUCACUAACAAUGGGAAUGGCAUGACAACAUGGCAUCUACUUUGGAUGUGAGUCUCGAGGAGAAGGUGGAUUCACCGCAGCCGCUCUUCACCAGUGACGAAGUUCUUCGUGUUCGUUUGGACAUGUACCAUCUGAAUGAGUCUCAAAAUUCCGAAGAGGGCCUCUUCAAUUGCCAGGCAGCCAAGGAGGAGCUACGUGUCGACUUCACUCUUACCAGGACAUACUUCUAUCAUGCCAUCCGUGAUGGCAUCAAAGCAAAGUCCUAUCCGCACUUCUUCCACCAAUUUACUGGGGAGUAUUCCUCUCCAUGUUGUAAUUAUAUUGAACCUACCACCCUGGAUGGUGAUUUGCAAUACAUUGAGUUUUUUGACAAGCUCAUGGAGUCAGCGAGGUAUAGAGAGACCAGGCAUGGGGUGCUUGCUAAGGCUAUCGUCAUGGCAAAUAAACAUUUCAAUAAAAUGCUAUUUUUCCAAAUUAAGAUUGCUGUCGAUGAGUGCUUAAAACUCAUGGAGCAUCUGGAGAAGAUGGGGCAGAGGCAUGAGUUGUAUUACUAUGUUGUGCAUGAAGUUCUCAUUGAAAGAAAGGACCGUCAAGCUAUUAUCGAUCAAAUCCGGGAAGGAAAAGUUCAAUUGGUCUACGAUCUUACUGAGUUUGGUGGUCUAGAUUUGGAGGAUUGUGAAUCUACUGUACAAGAUACGGUUGAUCAUCUUAUUGAUCUUACUGGUGCUAAGUCACCUCCAAAGAAAAGCAUCAAGGACGGUACCUACAAAAGGAUUAUCUGUAACGAGGUCGAUAAGCUGUUUCCAAGUGAUAUUGAGCUUUAUACACAUUUUCUCAAGAAGAAGAUGGAAACCGCCGAAGAACACAACGUGAUACCCAAGGGAACCUGCGAACAUCUUGGCGGUUUAUGUUCCUUUGACUCGAGAGAUAAGAAACUAGGGAUAACUAAGUGUAUCACCUGCUAUUGCUCAGUAAAAGGCUUCGCUUAUCCGACUGCUGAACGGGCGCAAAGAAGGAUAUAGAGGUGAUUAGCCGAGUUCUUGGACCUUGACAUUGGGGCAAGCUGAUGAUUUGGUUGUUUGAGGCGAGGACAUUUCAAUCUAUUAAGAAUUGGGCCAGUGGCUUAGAACACUUCUAUUUAUGUAGUUUCCUGCCACUAAAAGGCUGUAUUAAUUGUUGCAUUGUGUACUGCACCUUCUGACUCAAGGAAUUUUGGCACCUUGAAGAUAUUAUGAAAUAUAUGUCGUCUGAA